CGAUGCAAAAACUAAUGAUAAAAAAGAGGAUAAGAAAGAAGAUAAGAAAGAAGAUAAUGAGAAAGAACCAAUAAAAGAGGAACAAGAGAAAGAGAAAAAAGGAAAAAAUGAUGACGAUGAUAAUGAGAAAAAUAAGGAUAAGUCUAAAUUAAAAGAGCAGCAACAAAAUACUACUAAAAUUAAACCAAUAUCGCAGUUACCACCACCUAAACCUUCACAAUACAUUCUUCAUCGUGAUAUCUUUUAUUUACGUGAAUCGAGACAAGCAACGAAACGACGACAGAAUGUGUUGAAUCAGUUUCCUAGUGUUCCGAAAUCAAAUUUACCAUGA
Molecule: messenger RNA, 331 nt
Organism: Ambispora leptoticha
Lineage: Eukaryota; Fungi; Glomeromycota; Glomeromycetes; Archaeosporales; Ambisporaceae
Source: the annotation of a GenBank genome assembly